AUGCCAAUGAGCCCUCUGAACGCGUCAAUAAUUCUAACCAACAGUAAUAAUUACAAAAAUGCAGAUGACGUAUUUGAAUAUUUUUCUCAUAAAAUUAACGAUGUUCAUAUUUCUUCUUCUGAUACACAUAUACAUGAAGAACUGUUAGGGGGGAUUCUUUAUAUCGGUAUUAUAUUAAGAAGAGCACAAAAGUUAUCAAGUAAUCAUAAAAAUAUCUUAAACUGGAUCGAAUAUUAUAAAAAUUGUAAUAUAAAUGUAGAUUUAGUACAUGUUAAUGAAAAUAAAAAUGAAGUCUCAACGUUAGAUAAUAAAUUUAAUCUAAUGCAAGAAAAUUUUUUUCACAAGGAUAUUAAAACAAUUCACAGAAAAAUUAUAGGGAAAAAAAAAAUAAAAUAUACAGAACAAAAUGGACAUAUAAAUAACGGCGAUGGUAAUAAUAUAAAUGAUGAUGAUAAUAAUAUAAAUGAUGAUGAUAAUAAUAAAAAUGAUCAUGAUAAUAAUAAAAAUGAUCAUGAUAAUAAUAAAAAUGAUCAUGAUAAUAAUAAAAAUGAUGAUGAUAAUAAUAAAAAUGAUCAUGAUAAUAAUAAUAAUCAUAAUGAUAAGGGUGAUUAUGUUUUUUUUAAUAUGGAUAGAAAUGAUCAACAUCCAAAUCAUCAAUUAGAAAAGCUCUUCUUUGAAAAGGAUUCAUCUUAUCUGGUACAUGCCAUUAUGUAUGUUAUAGAAUUACCACUAUCAGUAUCACAAAAAUAUCUUCACAAAAAACUCAACAUAAAGGUUCAACUUGUAGAAAGUAAACAAACCGAGAAAACAAAAAAUCUGCAUAAUAUAAUUGACAAAAAAGUUUUAAGCGAAUUAAAAAAUAUUAUGCACGCUCCUUCAUCCAUACUGAAUAAUAUUCCAUGGUCAUCCACAUUUACGUCGAAUAUGCUAUACGAAAAAAAAAGGAGGGCAAAAAAAAUAAAGAAACAUAAUGACAAAAUGAUGAAUAAAGAAAGUCAUAGUGAUCAUAAUAAAAAUGAAAAUGGGGAAAACCAAAAUGAACAUGAUGAUAAGAAUUAUGAUAAUAUUUAUAGUGAUGAUAAUAAUUAUGAUGAUGAGGAUGAUUAUUAUGAUGAUAUGUAUAGUGAUGAUAACAAUGAUAAUAAUAUACAUUAUAAUGAUGAGGAUGAUAAUUAUGAUUCUAAUAUUUAUAAUGACUUUUUUUCUAAUACAUAUGAUGAUGAAAGGAAUCAUAAAGAGAAUGAAAAAAAAUUCCCACUAAAUGUCAAUCCUUAUAAUAUAUACAAGUCAUUAAAUAAAUAUGAUGAUUAUAUGUUUAAAAAGAAUAUAAAAAAAAAUACAAAAUGUAUUACAUUAAAUAAACAAAUUAUAGUAAUUAAACCUUUAAAUAUACAAUGUAAAAUUAUAGAUAAUUAUUUAUUUAUUCAAAUUGAAAAUAUAACAAAACAUAAUUUAAUACAUAUACAUGAACUGUUUUCAAGAUCUAUUUCCAUGAAUUCAAAUAUAUUCCCAUUAAAUUUAUAUCCUGAAGAUAUGUAUUCUAUUUAUUAUCCUAUCGUUAAUUUUGUGCAAAUACUUUCUUUGAAAAACGUAAAAAAUAAACAAAAAAAAAAAGAACAAGAAAAAAAAAAAAAAAUAAAACAAAUUAAAGAACAAAAUGAUAUUACAAGUGUAUUAGCAAAAAAAAAAUAUAGUUUACAAUCUGAAAUACAAAAUACAGAUAAUGAUUAUAAUGAAAACACAAAUGAUAAUAUAAAGGUACAUAAUGAAACAAUAUAUAACAAUGUUGUAGAAAAUUUUAAAAAUGAUAUUUAUUCUUAUAAUAAUAAUUAUCAUGAUGAUAAUAAUAACAAUGAGUAUACUACAUUUUCAUUUAAUAAUGAUAAAACUAUUAUUUCAUUAUCUAUAAAAUGGUGUAUAGAUAAUACAUCUAAUAAUUUCAUAUGGUCACAAUAUUGUAUGGAAGUCGAAGUACCUACACAAAAUAUAUUUAAUCUCGAAAUUUCUUUUGUUAAAGAAAUAAAUUAUUCAUCUAUUUUAAUAGCUAUCUUUUCUUUCUUUAAUAAUCAUCAUGAAGAUAUACAUUUAAUUAUAGAAAUACAAGACGAUAAUAAUCUCUUAAACAAUCAUAUGCAACAUUCACUUAUUUCUUUUAAUUCCUCAAUCGAUGUAGGCAUUAUACAUCCACAACAAAGAAAAUCAGUACGUGUCAAAAUGCUGGCUAUAAUGCUGGGACUUCAUAAUAUCCCCUAUGUAAAAAUUAAAGAUAAACUUACAAACAAAUAUUAUUUUGUAGAUCUAGGAACCAUACUGGUAACAGAAUGA
Messenger RNA from Plasmodium gaboni, 2325 nucleotides. RefSeq lists its product as hypothetical. NCBI's taxonomy places the organism in Eukaryota, Apicomplexa, Aconoidasida, Haemosporida, Plasmodiidae. The record is from RefSeq and is a predicted model, not a curated record. The coding region runs from base 1 to 2325 and encodes 774 amino acids. The transcript has a single exon.